Molecule: messenger RNA, 1251 nt
Organism: Zerene cesonia (dogface butterfly)
Lineage: Eukaryota; Metazoa; Arthropoda; Insecta; Lepidoptera; Pieridae
Product: cytochrome P450 4C1-like
Exons: 8
Coding region: 1-1251 (416 amino acids)
Molecular function (GO): oxidoreductase activity, acting on paired donors, with incorporation or reduction of molecular oxygen; monooxygenase activity; heme binding
Source: RefSeq, a predicted model, not a curated record
AUGGUUUGCACAGAUCCAGUUAAAGCAGAGAUGUUACUCAAAUAUCAUUUGGAAAAGGAUGACUUUGUUAAAGCAUUUCGGAUAAUAACUGGGAAUGGCUCUUUAUUCGCACCAGUAUCAGCGUGGAAGCCACGUCGGAAAGUAAUGUUGUCGGCGCUACAUCCGAAAUAUGUUGCUAAUUUCUUUAACAUAUUUCUUAACCGGAGCCAGAAGCUGGUGGGGGAGAUCGCGCCCGCUGUCGAGAACAAAACUCCCUUUGAAAUGUGGCGUUAUCUGAACUCUUACAAUUUUGAAGUGACAUUAGAAAUCGGAAUGGGAGAAAAAGAACUCUCGCCGGAAGAUAAAGAAAUCGUUUUAACUUCGAUGACUCUGAUGAAAGAUUAUGUAACCAGACGGAUAUUCCAAUUCUGGCAGACACCAGAUAUUCUGUUUCGUUUCCAUCCAAACUACAAGAAAAUUAAAAGUUUAAAGAUAAUUGUGUUUUCUAUACUCGACAAGAUAAUAACAAAGAAAAGAAGCGAAGUGUUAGGUGUGACUCAAGACAAGUUACUUCAGAAUAAAUUAUCUAUAUUUGAUCUUUUCGUCGCGUUCUCGAGACGAGACGUUGAAUACACGGAGACGGAAAUGAGGGAAGAACUGGUAACACUGGUUUCAGCUGCUACAGAUACGUGCACGAACGUGCUUGAGUUCGUUUUAAUACUGUUAGCGAAAUAUCCAGUGGUGCAGGAGAAAGUGUACGAGGAAUUACGCGCCGAGUUCCAAGGACAUAACAUGUUACCCAGGACGCGGCAGGAUCUUACUAAGCUGAAAUAUUUGGAACGUGUCAUUAACGAAACGUUGAGGCUGUAUCCACCCGCACCUUUCGUUAUUCGAAGGACCAAAACUCGAACUACUUUCCCUAACGGGGUGAUUAUACCAGACGACGCCAGUAUUCUGAUCUCCCUCUGGGGUCUGCACCGGAACAAGCAUCACUGGGGACCAGACGCAGACUGUUUCGACCCAGACCGCUUUCUCCCAGACCGGUACAGCCGUGUUCCGCCGGGUUGUUUUAUACCAUUCCUGUCUGGAUCCAGAAAUUGUCCUGGCUUUUCCUUCGCUAUGAUGUCAGUAAAAACAGUAUUAUCAGUUCUACUCAAAACGUACCGGAUUAUACCUAAUCCUGAAGCUGGACCAAUACCUGAUAUAAGACUAAAGUAUGACAUUACAGUGGGAGCAGUUGAUGGUAAAGUGGCAUUCGAGAAGAGAUCAUAG